This is a messenger RNA of Zymoseptoria tritici IPO323, 2133 nucleotides long. RefSeq lists its product as uncharacterized. The record is from RefSeq and is a predicted model, not a curated record. NCBI's taxonomy places the organism in Eukaryota, Fungi, Ascomycota, Dothideomycetes, Mycosphaerellales, Mycosphaerellaceae. The transcript has 5 exons. Gene Ontology annotation, molecular function: long-chain fatty acid-CoA ligase activity; long-chain fatty acid transmembrane transporter activity. Bases 76 to 2133 code for a protein of 685 amino acids.
CUUCCACAUCGCUCACCUAGGGGUUUGACCACCACACUCCAUCUCAGAUAACCUACCAUCGAGCGAGCAGCCGCCAUGGCCUUUGCAACUGGAGCUGCCAUAGCAGGCGCGACUGCGGCGGCAGCAUACCUUGACGCGAAGUACCACAUCUCGAAAGACUUGGGCAGCAUUCGAGAUGAGAGACGAGUUAUGAAGCUUGCACAGGAAUUGGCUCAGAAGAACAAGCGCUCGAUAUGGUACGCAUUCGAGGAGCAAGCAUUACUCCGAAAAGACGAGCCUUGUCUGUGGUUCCGCAACGAUAUCCACGACCCUCCGACCGAAUAUACAUGGAUACAGACAUACAACAAUUGUCUCCGAUGGAGUCAAUUCCUGCUGGACAAUGGUGUGCAGUCCGGAGAGCUGGUCGGAACAUAUCUGCAGAACUCGCCGGAAUUCAUGUUCAACAUGAUGGGCAGCUGGGCUAUCGGUGCCGCUCCGGCACUGAUCAACUACAACCUUGGAGGCGAUGGCUUGAUCCAUUGUCUCAAGGUUGGGAAGAGUAGGGUGCUCAUCGUGGACGAAGAUUCGGACUGUCAGGAACGGAUACGAGCUGUACAAAGCAAGAUUGAGGAGCUGGGAAUGCGGAUCAUUAUUCUGGAUGCAGCUACCAAGGCUGAGAUACUGGGCAAGGAACCUAAGCGUCCCGAGAACGUCUUCCGAGACGGUGUGACCGGCGAGUUCCCCAUCUUCCUCUUCUAUACCAGUGGUACAACCGGCUUUCCAAAGGCAUGUGCGUUCCCAACGCAGCGCUCAUAUGGACUGGGUAAAUCACGUCAGCGUACGACUGGAGUUGGACCUGGCGGCACAUGGUACGAUUGCAUGCCCUUGUACCAUGGCACAGGAUGCACAAUUGCAGUUGGAUGCAUGGUCUCUGGCGUUCGCCUCGCGAUCGGACGUAAAUUCAGUGUCUCGAGGUUCUGGCAUGAUAUUCACGACUCGGAAGCCAACAGCUUCGUGUACGUGGGAGAGACCGCACGCUAUCUUCUUGCGGCUCCUCCGUCUCCUCUCGACAAAGACCACAAGCUCAAAGCCAUGUUCGGCAAUGGCAUGAGACCGGACGUAUGGCUCAAAUUUCAGGAACGAUUCAACAUUCCGUGCGUCAAUGAGUUCUUCAACUCUACCGAGGGCAUGUUCGGCUUGCUCAACGUCUGCCGAGGACCAUUCCAUGCCGCUCACGUUGGACAUCACGGAGCGUUGUUGCGUCGUCGAUAUCAUAACAUCUACAUUCCCGUUGAGAUCGACCACGAGAACGGCGACUCUAUCUGGCGGGAUCCCAAGACUGGCUUCGCGAAACGAAAGCCCUAUGAGGAGGGAGGCGAGAUUCUUGUGGCAUGUCAAAGCGAGCGAGACUUCACCGGCUACUGGGACAACCCUGAGGCGACCGCAAAACGCUUCGAGCGGGACGUCUUUAAAAAAGGCGACCUCUACUACCGUACGGGCGAUGCUCUACGACGUGACAAAGACGGGAGAUGGUAUUUUAUGGACCGACUUGGCGACACCUUCCGAUGGAAGAGCGAGAACGUCAGCACUGCACAAGUGGCCGAGGUCCUUGGCGAUUUCCCAGGUCUCGUCGAGGCGAAUGUUUAUGGCGUUGAACUUCCUGGUUACGACGGACGAGCUGGGUGCGCGGCAGUGUAUAUUCGCCCAGAGGAGAGGAAGAACUUCGACUACGCGGGUCUGCUCCAACAUGCAAGACAACGCCUGCCACAUUAUGCGGUACCCGUCUUCUUGCGGGUCAUUCAAUCACCAACGCCGAUGCACAACAACAAGCAGAACAAGGUACCGUUGCGAAAGGAAGGUGUAGAUCUGAAGAAGAUCGCAGAGGGCGAUGCCGGAAAGGAGGAUAUCGUACUAUGGAAGGCGCCUGGCGAGAGUACCUACAAGCCGUUCCUGGAACGGGAUUGGGACUCGGUCGUGGGAGGCAAGGUACCACAGAUUUCCUUGUCCAAUGCCUCCCAGGUAGGGUACCAGGAAUCGCGGGCAUUCCAGAAAUCGUGGGGCGCCGUAUCCGAAGAGUCCACCCAUGGCUUCUGCUUGACACCAUCGUCGAACCAGCCAUUUGUGCCACCAACCGCAACGUUCAAGAUCAGAUAG